GCGAGAACCAAGUCCAUUGAUGAACUGUGGUGAGGGGAAAGGCGGUGUUUUGUUUAAUUCCCACUCAAGUCCAACGGCGAAUUUUUACUUACUGUGGAUAAGAAAUGCACUACAGUGUGUGCUGUGAUCGCUGGUCCUCUGACGAACGGCUGGAUGGCAAAACAGUCAUCAUCACCGGAGCCAACACUGGUAUAGGCAAAGAAACAGCCAGGGACCUGGCAAGAAGAGGUGCACGUAUCAUCAUGGCCUGCAGAGACCUGGAAAGAGCCACGGAGGCUCGGGAAGACAUUUUGGAAGACACCGGAAAUGAGAAUAUCGUUAUUAGGAAACUAGAUUUGUCAGACACUAAGUCCAUCAGAGCAUUUGCAGAGGUUAUAAUCAAAGAGGAGAAACAGGUGAAUGUUCUGAUAAACAACGCAGGCAUCAUGAUGUGUCCUUACUCCAAGACUGCAGAUGGGUUUGAACUGCAGUUGGGGGUCAAUCAUUUGGGUCACUUCUUGUUGACUCACUUGCUGCUGGACCUCAUGAAACGCUCGGCACCGUCCCGUAUUGUUGUUGUAGCAUCAGUCGCUCACACCUGGACAGGACUUCGACUUGAUGACAUCAACAGUGAGAGGAGUUACGACACCAUGAAGGCGUACGGUCAGAGCAAACUGGCUAACGUGAUGUUCGCACGCUCACUUGCCAAACGUUUAAAAGGCACAGGGGUGAGUGUGUUCUCCUUACACCCCGGGGUGGUGCAGUCUGACCUGUGGAGGCACCAGAACCAGUGCAUUCAGGUGGCUGUGAAGAUUUUCAGAAUUUUCACCAAGACGACAGUGGAGGGAGCACAGACAUCCAUCUACUGUGCUGUGGAGCCAGGACUAGAGAACCAGAGUGGAGGCUAUUUUAGUGACUGUGCCCCUGCAGGAUGCUCGAGGACGGCCUCUGAUGAAAAUUUGGCUCAGAAACUGUGGGAAAUCAGCUGCAACUUGCUUGGCGUCACUUGGCAGUAAAUGGGUGAAACAAAUGUGUAGUAUCAGAGUGUUCUUCAUAACAGCACUUACUGACAAAGAGGAAAUAAUAUGUCCUUAUUUUAAAACUCAGAGCACACUGUUCUCCAAACCUUAAUCAAUUUCUACCAAGGGCCUUUAGUCAGAUUGAAUAUAUGAAGCUAAAAUAAUGUUUAGACCACAUCUGACGUUUCAUUUAUUGACAUAUAGA
Molecule: messenger RNA, 1203 nt
Organism: Cynoglossus semilaevis (tongue sole)
Lineage: Eukaryota; Metazoa; Chordata; Actinopteri; Pleuronectiformes; Cynoglossidae
Product: retinol dehydrogenase 12
Exons: 7
Coding region: 105-995 (296 amino acids)
Source: RefSeq, a predicted model, not a curated record